Fragaria vesca subsp. vesca is the source of this 612-nucleotide messenger RNA. RefSeq lists its product as uncharacterized. The record is from RefSeq and is a predicted model, not a curated record. The transcript has 3 exons. Lineage: Eukaryota; Viridiplantae; Streptophyta; Magnoliopsida; Rosales; Rosaceae. The coding region runs from base 1 to 612 and encodes 203 amino acids.
AUGUAUGAAGAUGCUUAUUGUGUUGAAACAGGAGUUUGUACACCUGAUUUGAAAUUUAUCUAUGUAUUGUCUGGAUGGGAGGGUUCUGCUUCUGAUGCUCGUGUUUUACGAGAUGCUCUACGCAGAAAUAAUCGGCUUCAUGUUUCAAGGGAUAAAUACUUUUUGGUGGAUGCUGGCUAUAUUAACGGGCCUGGUUUUUUAGCACCAUAUCGAGGAACUAGAUACCAUUUGAAUGAGUGGACCGGAAACCGACCUGGAAAUUACAAAGAGUUGUACAAUCUUCGUCAUUUGAUCGCAAGGAAUGCAAUUGAACGGUCAUUUGGGUUAUUAAAAAAGCGAUGGAGCAUAAUGCGUACUCCCUCAUUUUUCAGCAUCAAAACACAAGUUAGGAUCUUAAAUGCUUGUUGUGUUUUGCACAAUUUUAUUCGAAUUAAGCAAGCUAGUGAUCCUGUUUUAGAAUAUCAAGAUUCAAGGUUUUUAGCAGCUGUUGAUUUGGAGUUAUUAAAUCGUCCAAUGUCAGAGAAUGAUGCAAAUAAUGAUAGGAUUACAUGUGUUCAAGCUACUGAUCAAUGGACAAACUUUCGUGAUACAUUUGCAUUGAAGAUGUUCUAA